GGCUCGGCUAGUUUUUGCCGCAUAAAUCACGCUGGGCACGCGCUGCGCGUUUCAACGCUCGACGGCAGCAAGCACUGCGCCGUUUUUGCUGCUCGCGCCGAGCCGUGCACCAAACCAGUGCAAAACCCAAAAAAGGCAGCAAGCAAGAAAAAAUGCCAACACAACAACGCCCGCGCUCCCGCACGCCGCCGCCGACCGAUAGGACCAAGAGCCCCCUGCCGCCGACGCCCACGCGGCAAGCUAGACGCCUCUGGCUCACUUCCAGUUUAACGCAGUCCUUCAAGACGCCGUCGAGAUGGGAGCAGACGAUCCUCGUGGUGAAGAUGGCUGUAAGACUCACCUGGAUGACGGUGCGAGGGUCCCCUUUGUGGGUCGUGAACUUCAUCCGACUGAUCCUGUACGCGCUGUUCUGCGCGCCGGCCCUAGCAAGAAGUAUCCGGUACUACUUUAGUGGAGCGGUCGAUCGAUCGCUGCGGUACGGUCCCAAGGUGAGGCACACGGCGGACGUCUACCGGCCGAUAGCUAUUCGAGGCGAAAAAGCCCCGACCGUCAUCUUCGUGAGCGGUGGCGCGUGGGUCAUCGGCUACAAGGCCUGGGCGUCGCUGACCGGACGAGCGUUGGCGGCGCACGGCGUGCUCGUCUUCGCGCCCGAUUAUAGGAACUGCCCGCAAUGUGAUGUGCAUGGCAUGGCUUCGGAUGUGGACCUGUCGAUCGGGUGGUGCCUCGAGAAAUGUGAAGAGUACGGCGGCGAUAGAGACAAUGUCGUGUUGGUCGGGCAGAGCGCGGGCGCGCACCUUUGUGCUCUUGUACUAUUAAGGGGCCCGGUCCACUGGCGGCCGACGGAUCUGAGAGGCUUUGUCGGUAUUUCUGGACCGUACCACGUGCCGGCGACGGCGGCGCACUGGCGCGCGCGCGGCUUCGGGCAGGCCAUGCUCGAUUUCAUCUUCGGGGACGAGGCGGGCAUGCUCCUCGCGUCGCCUUCGUAUCUCGCGGCGCGCGCGGAGGAAGUCGAGCUGCCCCCGAUGCUGUUGUUGCACGGCACGGCGGACAAGAGCGCGACGGCCCAGUCGACGCUCGACUUCGCGGCGGCGCUGGAAGAUCUGGGCGUCGACGUACAUACAAAGCUCUACGAGGGCUGGACGCACACGGACCCGAUCCUCGAGCGGCCCUUCGCGGGCGACCAGCGCCUGCACCGGGAUUUGUUGGAGGCCGUAUCAAAAUGGUGCGACGGGCCCGUCGCACCCUUCGCCGACGACACGCCGGGGCUCGGGCGCCUCUGCCCGCAGGUGCUGAUCGAGCUGGGGCGGCGCUGCAUGCCGUUCUAGAUGACGCGUGGCCACAUGCCUGUGACUCUAUACCACUCCAACGCCGUCGCGGUGACGGCGUCGGAUGGGCGUCGGCGUAAGUGUGCUGUUGAUUCAUUAGACUUCAAUUUAUGUUCAGAAAAACAGAGGUAUGGACAUCCAUGUGAUGGGUUUGUGGCGAAUUGGGGAGGAGGGGGGCGUCGGGGCCG
Pelagomonas calceolata is the source of this 1513-nucleotide messenger RNA. Lineage: Eukaryota; Pelagophyceae; Pelagomonadales; Pelagomonadaceae. The record is from the annotation of a GenBank genome assembly.